Molecule: messenger RNA, 1370 nt
Organism: Mus musculus (house mouse)
Lineage: Eukaryota; Metazoa; Chordata; Mammalia; Rodentia; Muridae
Gene: Ca6
Product: carbonic anhydrase 6
Exons: 8
Coding region: 27-980 (317 amino acids)
Biological process (GO): detection of chemical stimulus involved in sensory perception of bitter taste
Cellular component (GO): extracellular region
Molecular function (GO): carbonate dehydratase activity; zinc ion binding
Source: RefSeq, marked validated
CUGCAUUCAGGGCUACAGCAUCUGCCAUGAGGGCCCUGGUGAGCGUGGUGUCCCUGUUCUUCCUGGGCAUCCAGGCCCACAGUGAUUGGAGCUAUUCAGGGGAUGAUGGCGUGGGAGAAAGUCAGUGGUCUGAGCAGUAUCCUUCCUGCGGCGGGGAAAGGCAGUCGCCCAUCGACGUGAAGACGGAGGAGGUGAUGUUCAAUCCCUCCUUGAAGCCCCUGAGCUUGGUGAACUAUGAGAAGGAGAACCUGGAGUUCACUAUGACUAACAACGGACACACAGUAUCGAUCGAUCUGCCGCCCUCCAUGUACCUUGAAACCUCUGACGGCACUGAGUUCAUCUCAAAGGCCUUUCACUUUCACUGGGGGGGUCGGGACUGGGAACUCAGCGGCUCUGAACACACCAUUGAUGGGAUCAGGAGUAUAAUGGAGGCUCACUUUGUUCACUUCAAUAAGGAAUACGGGACCUAUGAGAAUGCCAAGGAUCAAAAAAACGGCCUAGCUGUGUUAGCCGUCUUGUUUAAGAUUGACGAGUAUGCCGAAAACACUUACUACAGCGACAUCAUUUCUGCCUUGAAGAACAUCGAGAAGCCAGGAGAAACUACAACUCUGAAAGACACGACCAUUAGGAACUUGUUGCCUAAGGACGUCCACCACUAUUACACCUACCCAGGCUCGCUCACCACACCCCCCUGCACAGAGAAUGUCCAGUGGUUUGUGCUUAGAGACAAAGUCACUUUGUCCAAGGCCCAGGUGGUGACCAUAGAAAACUCUGUUAUGGAUCACAACAACAACACCAUUCAAAAUGGUUACCGCAGCACACAGCCCAACAACCACAGGGUGGUGGAAGCCAAUUUCCUGAACGUCCAGGAUAUGUACUCUUCGUACCACCUUUACCUAAAAAACAUGCAGAAGGAGAUUCUACAACCUAAGAAACAGAAGAAAACAAAGAAGAACCGGCACUUUUGGAGCCGGAAAUGACACACUGGCCCCAGGGCUCACCCUGCCCCUUGUCUAAGGAAUCCUGGAAUGUGGGUCUCCUUGCUGCCUUCAGCGAGUCUCUGAUUAACCCAGAGGGAGUUCUCCUCCGAGAGAAGAAGUGGAGCUACGUUAGCCAGAAGAGAAAGGGAUGUGGGUGAGAGGGAAAAGACUUCGACGGACGUGCAAAGAAAUCAAGCCUUUCAUAAUUCCCUGUCAAUCAUUCACCUAAAGUUGGGGUCCACAGAUGCAGCUCAUGGUAGAGAGCUUGUCACAACCUUGGGUUUGACCCCCAGCGCCGAAAAAAGAAAACCAUUCACCUUGAUCUACGUUAUAAAUCAGCCUUUAGCAUUUAGAUGUAAUAAAGUGAUUUUGGAAAUUUUCAUUUUUAAA